AUGGCGAAGGCUCACGGAAAAAUCCACCUUAUUCAUGCUCAGCACAACAACUUGCCCUGUCAAUAUUAUGUCUAUGCUAAACUUGGUGAUUUAUUUUCAUUGCCACCUUUAAGUGUUCUAAUGCCUAAUAGGGUGAUUCUUCUUCGUGGAAAUCAUGAAUCCAAGUACUGCACUUCUGUUUAUGGAUUUGAAAAAGAAGUCUUAAUCAAAUAUGCAGAUAAAGGAAAACACGUCUACCAGAAGUGUUUAGGAUGUUUCAAAGAGCUUCCUCUUGCCUCCAUCAUUGGUGGUAAUGUCUAUACGGCACAUGGUGGCAUAUUCCGCAAUAUUUCUGGCAUGCAAUUCAAAAGAGCAAAAGGAAAAGGAAAGAAGAAGCGCAAGAUAGUUUUGAAUCCUAACGUAGACAACUUUUCUCUUGGCUCUUUGGAGGAAUUAUUGGAAGCUAACAGAUUUGUCCUCGAUCCUCCAUGGGAAGGUGCAAAUCUAAUACCGAGUGAUGUCAUGUGGUCAGACCCAUCAGAGAAGCCUGGACUAUCCGCGAAUGAUGAAAGAGGAAUUGGUCUCCUAUGGGGUCGCGAUUGUACAGAAGAAUUUCUUCAAAAGUCUAAGUUAAAGUUGAUUAUAAGGUCACAUGAAGGUCCAGAUGCUAGGGAAAAGCGACCUGAACUUGGAAAAAUGGACAAAGGGUACACUAUAGACCAUGAAGUCACCUCGGGGAAAUUGAUAACACUAUUUAGUGCUCCAGACUAUCCACAGUUUCAGGCAACAGAGGAUAGGUACCGAAAUAAAGGAGCAUACAUUGUGUUGGAACCUCCUAAUUUUGACACUCCUAAUUUUCAUAGUUUUGAAGCGGUUACUCCAAGACCAAAGGUGAAUCCUUACUACGACUAUGAAAAUGUCAUUGACUCUGACGAGGAACUAGAUUUGGAAUCUAUGGAGAAACUAGACUAG
Molecule: messenger RNA, 951 nt
Organism: Solanum tuberosum (potato)
Lineage: Eukaryota; Viridiplantae; Streptophyta; Magnoliopsida; Solanales; Solanaceae
Product: serine/threonine-protein phosphatase 7-like
Exons: 5
Coding region: 1-951 (316 amino acids)
Molecular function (GO): hydrolase activity
Source: RefSeq, a predicted model, not a curated record